UGCGGGGGUGGAGCCGCGGCGAGCGUCCGGCUCCUUGUGCCUGCCCCGCCGCCAGCGCCGCGCCGGGCCCGCCCUGCGGGAGCCGCCUCCAGCCUGCCCGGGCGCGGCGUGCGGAGCUCGGCCCGGAAUGGAGGAAGAGGAGAAGGAAGAAGAGGGGCCGAACCGCGGAGCCCUUCAAGGCAAGGUCCUAUUUCUUACAAUAUGUGCUGCUGGGAUUGGAGGGACUUUCCAAUAUGGCUACAACAUCUCCAUCAUCAAUGCUCCAACUACAUACAUUCAGAUGUUUAUAAAUGAAACAUGGCUAGAACGCACAGGCGCAUCUCUAGACAGCGGUGUGAUAUUGCUGGUGUGGUCUUUUAUUGUUUCUGUCUAUUCUCUGGGGGGACUUGUUGGAGCUCUCAUUGCAGGACCCAUGGCAAUCAAGCUGGGAAGGAAGACAUCGUUGCUGCUGAAUAACGUGUUUGUGAUCAUAGCUGCAGUCUUCUCAGGGUUCAGCCGGAUGGCCAAAUCCUUCGAAAUGAUCAUGCUCGGUAGAUUUUUCACUGGAAUCAAUGCUGGUGUGAGCAUGAACAUUCAGCCCAUGUACCUGGGGGAAAGUGCUCCCAAGAAGGUCAGAGGAGCAGUGACCUUGACUUCUGCAUCAUUUACUGCCCUGGGGUUGGUGCUGGGACAAGUUGUUGGAAUUAGAGAACUAUUAGGGGGAGAGGAGAGCUGGCCUCUUCUUUUGGCUAGCAAUGUAGUGCCGGGUCUGAUCCAGCUGAUUAUUCUGCCUUGGUUACCAGAAAGCCCAAGGUACCUCUUGAUUGACCGAGAUGACAAGGAAUCCUGCAUCUGUGCAUUGCAGAAGCUGAGAGGUAAUGAUGACCUGAGCAGUGAGCUGGAGGAAAUGCUAGAAGAACAGGCUGCCAUCAAAGGUCAGAGGGCAAAGAGGCCGUGGGAGCUGUUCCAGAAUCCAGCUGUAAGAUGGCAGCUAAUAAGUAUCAUUGUGCUGAGCAGCGCCAUGCAGCUCUGUGGAAAUGACUCGAUGUAUUUUUAUGCUUCCUAUGUGUUCCAAGAGGCUAGAAUUCCAUAUGAUAAAAUCCAAUAUGUCACUAUCGGCACCGGGUGCUGCGAAUUGAUCACAGCCGUUACUUGUAACGCAAUAAUAGACCGUGCUGGGCGGCGGUUGCUGAUUCUGGGUGGGUACAGCCUCAUGGCAGUAUGGGCCAUCGUCUUCAUGGUUGCUUUAUCCCAGCAGAGUUGGAUUAGCUGGAUGCCCUACCUCAGCAUGGCCUGUAUUUUCGCCUAUAUCCUGAGCUUUGGAAUUGGACCAGCUGGUGUGACAGGAGUUUUGCCGACAGAGAUUUUUGAUCAAAUGUCUCGUCCAGCUGCUUACAUGAUCUGUGGCUCUCUGCUCUGGUCCAAUCUCUUUGCAGUUGGAAUGGCCUUUCCAUUCAUUGUGGAAGGCCUUGCUCACUUCUGCUACCUUCCAUUCUUCACGGUUUGUGUCUGCGCUGCUCUAUAUGUCAGUUUUUUCCUUCCCGAGACAAAGGGGAAGACCUUCCUGGAAAUCUCCAAGGAGUUCAACAAGCGCAACUUCAAAACUCAGACAUGUGAUAAGUUUUGGAAAGGCCCUGAGGAAAUCAAAUCCACUAUGUUAUAGUCUAGGAAUAAGUAAAGUUGGCUGGUGGUUGGAAAAUAUCCUGAGAUGUUUAUCUUUUCUUGUUAGGGUGGAGACAGAAGAGGUGGGGCUUAAGGAGAAUACACUACUCUUGGUUGUGUAGUGAAAAGUUUUCAUACUAAAGCAGGAAAUUCAGUUGAUGUUUCUUGUUGAGUUCAUUUGUUAAAAACAGUUUGCCCUGCAUUUCUGCUUAGAAAGGUAGCAUUUAUUUAUUCUACAAUGCCCUUUGCCAUCUCUUGGGAGCAUCCCCAGUAAUAUGCUACUUUGACAGACCAUUUUGAAAGCUUCUUUUAAAAAAAGAAUGGAUCAGACUAUAUAUUAUGAUUCCAUUUAUUAAUGGCUUAUAAAGGGUUAAUAAAAUAUUAAUAGUUGUUAUACGCAUGUUACAGACAUGAUUACUAUGCAUUAUAGAUUGUUGUAGGCAUAAGGUGUUAUAGAUGAUUAUAACUAGAGCCCUCAUUAAAUCACAAUUUCAUGGAGACCGUGGAAAUCGUAAAAAUGCCCCCAGCCCCAGACCAUGAAUGUUAAUCAAUUUCAGGGACAAAAUGAAUUUUACAACUAAAUUGAGUCAAUUUCAAGGAUAGAAUAAAUUUUACACAUAGUAGUCAAUUUAAAGGGCAGGAUGAAUUUUACAAGAAAUGUUAGUCAAUUUCAAGGAUGGAAUCACUUCCCAACCUUGAAAUUGACUUAAUUUAGUUGUAAACUUCACUCAAUCUUUGAAAUUCACUAACAUUAACUGUAAAAUUAAUUUCACUCAAACGCCAUGAAAUUCAGUACUUCGCCAUUUAAAUUGUUGUGGAUUCUCUAAAAAAAUAAAAUAAAAAUUCUGAUUGCACAAGGCUCUAGUUAAAAGCCACCUAUUGACCUUCUGGCCUCUGUAAUAAUCUAUAAUGUUUGAUUAACCACAUAUUAAAAUCUGUCAAUCAUUCAUUAACCCAAUAAUUCAUUAAUCUUUUACAAGCCCUUUAUUCAUGGAACAGUAAAAUAGAGUAUGAGCAAAUAAUGUGUUAAUUUCUGAAGAUUUCUCCCCUUCCCUCUGCUUCCCUUUUUCCAUCAAAGUCAUCACUUUUGAUUUAUUUUUAAUUUUUUAGACAAAUACUAAAGAAAUAUUUGGAGGACUUUUAUUUGGGGGAAAUAUACACCUAGCAGGAGCAAAUGUAACUUCUGACUGUUUUGUCCUGCACAAUCAGCUACUGUUUUCCUCUCAUUAACUACCCCUCUAGUUGUGGUUCAGAUAACCUCAUCUAUUCAGAUAAGGGGCAUUGGUGCUGCCUGUGUCAGUGAUGAGAUUCAGUUAUUGUUUUUUGUAAUCCCAUCCACUCAGGUGCCGCACAGGGACGUUAAUCUUUCUGAAGGAGAGUUGAUUUUUAACAGCAAUAUGUUUUUCAGCCACAUAAUAUGGGAACAUAUGUGCUGCUUGAGAGCAUGAGUUUAGUGAGUUGAAGCCUAAAACGCCAUUAUAUGUUAUUGGUUUUGAUCAUGCCACUUAUUCAGGUGCCCUAAUCUGGAUUUAGGUGCCUGAGUUUAGACACCCAAGUCUGAAAACUUGGGCCAAAAAGUUUAGUACUUAAAAAAGGCCUUCAUUUAAAGGUCGUACAUGCCCGGUCUAGAAAAUGGAGUUUCCCCAGAAUUAGCCAUUGAUUGUUUGAUAAAUACAGUGACCCCUCACAGUGUGCAUAUUUGACAGUCAAAAUUACAGAUACAUUAGGGGUGCAGAAGUAUUCUGUCAUGCCUUGCACCUCAGCUGCUCCGGGUAUAUCUAUACUGACUGUUGUGUCAUCGCUCACAUGAGACAAAGGACAGAUACAUCUCAGUGAAAGUUUAACGAUUGGUUGGUAUUUUUCAAAGCUAAAUGGCAUAUAUUUGGGAACCCUAAUUUAAAGUGUUACAAACUGGUUUUAUAUUCUGUUUCUCUCUGAGCAGUACCAGACACCAGUUUAAUACUUAAUUAUAUUUCUUCUUUAGUCCUUCUUCACCUAAACAAUGUCUACCUCACUGUAAUCCUCUCAACUCUUUGCCUCUAAACCUGACUCUGAAAUAAGAUUGGCCUUAAUAUAAUUAAUUAAGUUCUGUUUUCAGAAGCCAGAUGACAUUUUAUUUCCUCAUCUCAGUGUUCAUGUUGUUUAUGGUAUAAAGUGAUCUCAAAUAGAUGCCAACCUGUUGAGCAAUAAUGGGCUGUUAAUCAUUUAACAGAUUGGGAAGGAAAGCUCCUCCUCAUACUUAAUCAGUGAUUUGUUAUACACCUGACUUUGGGGCAUUGCUUUUGGAAUUAUUUAUUCUGAACUGGUUCUCUUCAUGGCUUGCUUAUAGCGGUUCAUGUACAUUUUAAAACUUAUACAGCUACUUCUCUUGCACUGUUUGUAUGAGAGGCACAUGGGCUCCCAGGGGUGCUCUUGAUACUUCUUAUAGGGCUUGGUUCUUCAUGUAAGCUCAGCCAAGCUCAGAGUAGAGAGGGGAAGCAGUCAGAGAGCCAGUCAUGGCCUCCUUAUUCCCAGUUAUGUGCAUCCAGCUCAAGUGCAAGCUGUAGUGGGCAGCUGUAACUUACAUCGCCACUGAAGAAUCAGAUGUAGCAAAAGCCUUGUUCCACCCAUUCCAUUCCCCCAUGCCCACUGCCCUUCCUCCUCACCAUACAAGGAGUGGAGGUUCUCAUAAAACCAGGUAAUGAAGCCGCAACAGCAGGGCAGCCUUUUCCAGCUUUACGCCCACCGAUUCCCCCUAUGUGUGGGUAAUUUUCCAAUGGCAAUGUCUGGCUGCUUUAGGUAAGCUGUGAAGAGCGAAUUUGGCAGUCCAGAAAAUCUGGCUCAUAGACUGGAGCCCUUUCCGUGGUACUGAGGUUUGCUCGGACUGAAAUGUUCACCUGCUAUAAUAGCUGUCAUACUGUAUGUUAUCUCCUGCUUUAAUGGGCCAAAAGGCAUACCUCAUGUAACUCCAUUAAGGCUUCAUAGAAUCUAUUUGACUUUAGUCUGAUCCACUCC
This is a messenger RNA of Dermochelys coriacea (leatherback sea turtle), 4635 nucleotides long. RefSeq names its product solute carrier family 2, facilitated glucose transporter member 11-like. Gene Ontology annotation, biological process: monosaccharide transmembrane transport. The record is from RefSeq and is a predicted model, not a curated record. Gene Ontology annotation, molecular function: hexose transmembrane transporter activity. Gene Ontology annotation, cellular component: membrane. The coding region runs from base 128 to 1642 and encodes 504 amino acids. The transcript has 12 exons. Lineage: Eukaryota; Metazoa; Chordata; Testudines; Dermochelyidae.